CGCCCGGGACCGGGAGCGGUAUCGGGCUAACCGGGACGCGGGCACGGCCUCAUUUCCUGCCCAGGGACUGUUCCCAGCAGCGCUGUCGCUGCCGCUGCCCGCUCGGAGCCGCUCGGCUGUGAGGGGCGCGGGGCAGGCCGGGAAGGGCGCGGGGCAGGCCGGGAGUGCCCCGCGGCUCGGCGGAGCGGCAGCGGCACCGAUAGCAGCACCGGCACCGGCACCGGCGGGAUGUGGUACGAGAUCCUGCCCGGCAUGGCCAUCAUGGGCGCCUGCCUCAGCAUUCCCGGCAUGGCCACCGUCUUCAUGCACCGCUUGUGUCACGGCGGCAAGGAGAAGAGGAUCGCCCGCUAUCCCUACGAGUGGACCCUGCUGGAACGGGACCGGCGGCUGUCAGGUGUCAACAAGCACUAUGUGACCAAGGGUCUGGAGAACAUAAACUAAGGUGUCGUCAAUGUCUUGAAAAAAUCAUGUACCUGUAGAAAAUUAUUUUACUCUUAAAUAAAGCUAUACAUGUGUUCA
Catharus ustulatus (Swainson's thrush) is the source of this 519-nucleotide messenger RNA. RefSeq names its product NADH:ubiquinone oxidoreductase subunit A1 (gene NDUFA1). NCBI's taxonomy places the organism in Eukaryota, Metazoa, Chordata, Aves, Passeriformes, Turdidae. The record is from RefSeq and is a predicted model, not a curated record. Bases 229 to 441 code for a protein of 70 amino acids. The transcript has 3 exons.